Messenger RNA from Botrytis fragariae, 1566 nucleotides. Its product is annotated as putative serine hydroxymethyltransferase protein. Lineage: Eukaryota; Fungi; Ascomycota; Leotiomycetes; Helotiales; Sclerotiniaceae. The transcript has 5 exons. Bases 1 to 1566 code for a protein of 521 amino acids. Gene Ontology annotation, molecular function: serine binding; pyridoxal phosphate binding; zinc ion binding. Gene Ontology annotation, biological process: L-serine catabolic process; tetrahydrofolate interconversion; folic acid metabolic process. The record is from RefSeq and is a predicted model, not a curated record. Gene Ontology annotation, cellular component: cytoplasm.
AUGUCGCUCUUUAAAGGAGCCUCAAGAACUGUGUUCAGGGCUAACACUGCGCAAAGAGCAGCAGCUUCAAUAUGUGGCGCGAGAAGAGCGGCGAGUAGUAGUCGAAUGACCUUGGAAAGUCAACAAAAGCUACUUUCAGCAAACCUUGAACAUGCAGAUCCAGCAGUCUUCAGCAUUCUCCAAAAUGAAAAACGGAGGCAGAAGCAUUUCAUCAACCUUAUUCCUUCCGAAAAUUUCACAUCACAAGCUGUGUUAGAUGCAUUGGGAAGUGUUAUGCAAAAUAAAUAUUCCGAAGGAUAUCCAGGAGCGAGAUAUUAUGGAGGAAAUGAGUUCAUCGACGAAUCCGAGAGAUUAUGCCAAAGUCGUGCUCUACAGACUUUUGGGUUGAAAGAGUCAGAAUGGGGUGUCAAUGUUCAACCACUGUCCGGCUCUCCUGCAAAUCUUUACGCAUAUUCCGCUCUCGCCAAUACACAUGACAGAAUAAUGGGAUUAGAUUUACCUCACGGUGGUCAUCUUUCUCAUGGAUAUCAAACCCCUACCAAAAAAAUUUCCGCUAUCUCAAAAUACUUUGAAACUUUACCAUAUCGAUUGGAUGAAAGUACAGGACUUAUUGACUACGCUAAGUUGGAGGAACUUGCUACAUUGUACAGACCAAAGAUUAUUAUUGCCGGUACAUCAGCGUACAGUAGACUCAUUGAGUAUGAGCGUAUGCGUGAAAUUGCCGACAAGGUUGGAGCAUAUCUUCUAGCUGACAUGGCACACAUUUCUGGUCUUGUUGCCGCAAAGGUUAUUCCAAGUCCUUUCGAAUAUGCAGAUGUCGUCACAACUACUACACACAAAUCACUCAGAGGUCCUCGAGGUGCUAUGAUUUUCUUCCGAAAGGGGGUUAGAAGAGUCAACCCAAAAACAAAAGAAGAGGAGAUGUGGAAUCUUGAAGAUCCAAUUAAUGCAUCAGUAUUUCCAGGACAUCAAGGAGGUCCUCAUAACCAUACUAUCACUGCAUUGGCCGUUGCAUUAAAACAAGCACAAAGCGUUGAAUUCAGAGCUUAUCAAGAGGCAGUUUUACUGAAUGCAAAGGCAUUUGCGAAGCGUUUGGGUGACUCAAAAGAUAAAGGGGGUCUCGGUUACUCCAUCGUCUCUGGGGGUACCGAUAAUCAUCUUGUACUCAUUGACUUAAAACCUCAAGGAGUUGAUGGUGCUCGAGUUGAACGUGUUCUUGAACUUGUUGGAGUCGCAUCCAAUAAGAAUACAGUUCCAGGUGAUAAAUCUGCCCUUAAACCUGGUGGAUUAAGAAUGGGUACACCAGCCAUGACAACUCGUGGUUUCCAACCUGAAGAUUUCGUACGGGUUGCCGAUGUUGUAAAUAGAGCUGUUACCAUAACUCAACGAUUAGAUAAAAGUGCAAGGGAAGCAGCAGAGGCAAAGGGAAGAAAGAAUCCUGGCAGUGUAAAAGCUUUCUUGGAGUACCUUGGCGAGGGCGAGAAUGAGAGAGAGAUUGUACAAUUGAGAAGUGAGGUUGAGGAAUGGGUUGGCACUUUCUCUCUACCAUGGGAGGAGAGUACUUAA